Molecule: messenger RNA, 882 nt
Organism: Pieris macdunnoughi
Lineage: Eukaryota; Metazoa; Arthropoda; Insecta; Lepidoptera; Pieridae
Source: the annotation of a GenBank genome assembly
AUGAAAGACACCAAACAAACCAAAACAACGUUACCUUUACGACAUCGAAUCCAAAUACUUAGAAAUCGCCUAAAAGACGAGAUAAAACAGCAAAUUUUCGAGAAUGUAGACACGAAGGAUAAAUUCGCCUUUUCUGACGAAAAUUACGACUAUAUUGAACAACCAAACGACAAAAUCACACCCAUCAUUGAUCCGAAAAUUAAAAAACACAGAAAACGCAAAAAUGCCACCGCCGCAAUUCGCGCCAAUACAACGAAGGACGCUAGCGAACUGUCAAACGUGACAGACAGUCAAUUGUCAACACCCAAGUUACUACGAUCGAUAAUUAAAAAAAAUAUAAAAAAGCCGUUGGAUAUUUUUUACCGCCGGAGUUCUCAUGACGUAAAUGAAGCAAUUCCAUGGGCCCACUGUCAUUACAUAAUAACUCCAUACUUGACCGGCGUACAAAAGGACAUAACUACUUCAAAGGGCUUUGGACCUAAGGAUCCCACAGUUGUCAGAUUAAUUCAACUUCUAAGCAUGAAUACGACAGGAAUGGCGAAGGAAGAUAUCUACUCGAUAUUAUACCAAAUCAGCCAUUUGCACAUUCGUCUCUUCCAAUGGGAUGUUCCACCGAUUAAAAUGCUCCUAAACGUUGUCAUAAGAGAAAAGACCCAUAGUUUCCGGACUUUGAAGCACAGCGUUCAAACUCUAUUCUCUGAAUGGAAGCUGGAUAUUAGUAACGCCUCAAGCCUUCUUAAACAAACAAGACUUUUCCGCCCGCCCUGCGUCAGGGUAUCGGACUUGGAUGGUUCAACUAAGUCGCCAAGAAUCACGUUAUACCCAAAGAAGUUGACUCAACCAACCAAAUGCCCAGAUGAUGAUGAUGAUAUAAUAAAAUAA